Perognathus longimembris pacificus (Pacific pocket mouse) is the source of this 479-nucleotide messenger RNA. RefSeq names its product anaphase promoting complex subunit 13 (gene Anapc13). The transcript is spliced from 3 exons. NCBI's taxonomy places the organism in Eukaryota, Metazoa, Chordata, Mammalia, Rodentia, Heteromyidae. Gene Ontology annotation, biological process: protein K11-linked ubiquitination. Gene Ontology annotation, cellular component: anaphase-promoting complex. The coding region runs from base 155 to 379 and encodes 74 amino acids. The record is from RefSeq and is a predicted model, not a curated record.
GGCCAUGGGCUCGUCCACAUCCGGGCUCUGACAGAAAGCGCCCGCCGGUCACGUGGCCUCGGUGGGGGGCGUGGCCUGGAGAGGGAAGCGGGUCGCACUCGCCGCGGGUAAGGGUCCCUCGCAGCAGAUCUGACGGCACCAAAGCUUCAGGAAAAUGGACAGCGAGGUACAGAGAGAUGGAAGGAUCUUGGAUUUGAUUGACGAUGCUUGGCGAGAAGACAAGCUGCCUUAUGAAGAUGUUGCCAUACCACUGAAUGAACUUCCUGAACCUGAACAAGACAAUGGUGGCACCACAGAAUCUGUGAAAGAACAGGAAAUGAAGUGGACAGACUUGUCCUUACAGUACCUCCAUGAGAAUGUCCCCCCUGCUGGAAACUGACACUGCCCCUCUCUUGAGCCUGGCUGUUUUCAAAAGUACGUUUUCUUUCCAUCUCUGAAUUCAGAUCUCUGAGUAAUAAAUCAAUACCCAAAAGUGUGCA